AUGAAAUUUCCCGACUUAUCAUCACUGUCGAAUCCAGUUCGACUUCGCGAUCUAAUUCGGCAAAUUCGUUCAGCGAAAACAGCAGCCGAAGAACGUGCUGUCGUGCAGAAAGAAUGUGCCUAUAUACGAGAUUCAUUUCGGGACGAAGACAAUACGUGGCGAUGUCGAAAUGUCGCUAAACUACUCUACGUGUCACUACUUGGCUACCCAGCACAUUUCGGACAAUUGGAGUGUUUGAAGCUGAUCGCAUCGCCGCGGUUUACCGAUAAACGAAUUGGCUAUCUAGGAGCCAUGUUAUUACUGGACGAACGACAAGAUAUUCAUGUGAUGAUUACCAAUUCACUGAAAAAUGAUUUAAAUCAUUCGAAUCAAUACAUAACCGGUUUAGCAUUAUGUGCAUUGGGUGCUAUUUGUUCGCCCGAGAUGAGUCGAGACUUGGGCGAUGAAGUUGAACGGUUGAUGAAAUCAUCCAAUGUAUAUCUGAAGAAAAAAGCGGUGCUAUGUGCUGUUCGCAUCAUUCGAAAAGUUCCGGAGCAAUUUGAUAUCUUUCAGAAUACGAUUCGAAGUUUACUAUCGGAGAAAAACCAUGGUGUACUUCUCACGGCGACAGCUCUCGUCACAGAAGUGUGCCAGCAAAAUACUCAAGCAUUACAUGUCUUUCGCAAAUUAGUACCAAAUCUUGUUCGUAUCCUGAAAAAUUUAAUUAUGUCAGGAUACAGUCCUGAACAUGAUGUUUCGGGAAUCAGUGAUCCAUUUUUACAAGUUCAUUUACUACGCUUACUGCGUGUAUUAGGUCGAAAUGAUACUGAAGCAAGUGAUACGAUGAAUGAUAUUCUUGCUCAGGUUGCAACGAACACAGAAAAUAGCAAAAAUGUUGGCAAUGCAAUUCUCUAUGAAACUGUUUUGACAAUUAUGGAUAUCAAAUCUGAAUCGGGUCUCCGAGUUUUAGCUGUGAAUAUUCUGGGUCGCUUUCUUUUGAACACUGACAAGAACAUUCGUUAUGUGGCAUUGAAUACUUUAUUACGUGUUGUUCAUGCAGACCAAAAUGCUGUGCAAAGACAUCGAGCAACGAUUGUUGAGUGUUUGAAAGAUGCAGACGUUUCGAUCAAACGGCGAGCAAUGGAGUUAUGUUUUGCUUUGAUUAAUUCGAACAAUAUACGAACGAUGAUCAGUGAAAUGUUGGAGUUCUUAGCAAUAUGUGAAACAGAAUUUAAAGCGGAUUGUACAUCGAAUAUGUUUUUAGCUAUGGACCGUUUUGCACCGUCACGACGAUGGCAUGUCGAUCAAAUGAUUAAAGUUUUGACCACGGCCGGCAAUAGUGUGCGUGAUGAUAUUGUAUCAAGUUUAAUUAGUAUCAUAUCGUUAACACCUGAACUUCAUGGUUAUGCAGCGCAUCAAUUAUAUAAAACGAUUGAAAAUGACAUAACUCAACAGCCACUCGUUCAAGUUGCAUCAUGGACUUUAGGUGAAUUCGGUGAUAUUUUUGUUAGUGGACAAUAUAAAAAGCCAGAAAAUGAAGAUAAUUUCCAAAUUAGUGAAGAGAAAGUCAUACGUACUUUAGAACACAUAUUAAACUGGUCGAUAAGCACAGUUAUUACGCGUGAAUAUGCAAUCAAUGCUUUGAUGAAACUGAGCACACGAUUUCCAAACUAUACAAAUCGAAUACAAUCUGUGAUGGCACACUAUGGAUGCAAUAUGAAUUUAGAACUGCAAACACGUGCUGUCGAAUAUGCAUCAUUGUUCACAGCACAUAAUGACAUUAGGGCGAAUAUUGUCGAGCGCAUGCCGAUACUAAUCAAUAAUCAAACAAAUAAUGGAGAACAAGCAGAACCAGUCGACGGUUCGAUGGAACAACCAUCGCUUAUUGAAACAUCUGAUGAUGUACCUGGCACAGAGGCUAAUAUAUUCGACAUAUUGAAUGAUCCUAUUCAAACUAAUGGUAACCUAUUCGACUUGGAUGGUGACAAUCAUAACACUAUUCCAGCUAUGAUUGCUCUCGAUAAGAACGGCUUGAGUCUUACAUUUACUUUUGAACGGCAAGAUACAACGUUAACCAUCACUUCAACAGCCACUAAUUCGACUCCGUAUAAUAUCACAAACUUCGUUUUCAAAGCUGCGGUGCCUAAAACAUUUCACAUCGAACUAUAUCCUGCAAAUAGUACAACUAUUCCAGCUAAUAAAGCUGGCGAACUCCGUCAAGAGAUGAAAGUGUCGAAUCCGAACCGAGAAAAACUUCGCAUGCGAAUCAAACUCAGUUAUGUACUCAAUACGAAUUCAAUGAGCGAAGAAAUGGAAUUAAACGCAUUUCCUGAACAGUGCUAUAAAUAA
This is a messenger RNA of Adineta ricciae, 2328 nucleotides long. The record is from the annotation of a GenBank genome assembly. NCBI's taxonomy places the organism in Eukaryota, Metazoa, Rotifera, Eurotatoria, Adinetida, Adinetidae.